This is a messenger RNA of Condylostylus longicornis, 1953 nucleotides long. RefSeq names its product phenylalanine--tRNA ligase beta subunit (gene beta-PheRS). Gene Ontology annotation, cellular component: cytoplasm; phenylalanine-tRNA ligase complex. The transcript is spliced from 7 exons. Gene Ontology annotation, biological process: phenylalanyl-tRNA aminoacylation. NCBI's taxonomy places the organism in Eukaryota, Metazoa, Arthropoda, Insecta, Diptera, Dolichopodidae. The record is from RefSeq and is a predicted model, not a curated record. Gene Ontology annotation, molecular function: phenylalanine-tRNA ligase activity; RNA binding; magnesium ion binding. Bases 105 to 1880 code for a protein of 591 amino acids.
GUUUAUCAUUCGGUUUCGAUUAAUUUUAGAGAACGAAUGAGGUUGCCUUAUUUGAUAAUUACAAAGAUUUUAUAAAUUAAAAGUUACUAAAAAAAACGUGCAUAAUGCCAACAAUAGGUGUAAAAAGAGAUUUAUUAUUUGAAGCACUAGGAAAAAGUUAUACCGAUGAAGAAUUUCAAACGUUAUGCUUUGCAUUUGGUCUAGAAUUAGAUGAAGUAACAACAGAAAAGCAAAUGUUAACCAAAGAACAAGGUGAAGUAGAUGCCGCAAAAGAUGCUUCUGAAGAAAUUAUUUAUCGAAUUGAUAUUCCUGCAAAUCGAUAUGAUUUACUUUGUCUUGAAGGACUAACAACUGGUAUCAAAGUAUUUCAAGGAAUCAUAAAGCCGCCUAAAUUUAUUAAGGUUGAACCCAAAAAUGGACCAAAAACAAGACAAGAAUUGAGAAUAUUGCCAAAUACAAGUAAAAUUCGGCCAUUUGCUGUAGCAGCCGUGUUAAGAAAUAUUCAUUUCAAUCAAGAUUCUUACAACAGCUUCAUAGAUUUACAAGACAAGUUACAUCAUAAUAUAUGCCGUAAAAGAACUCUGGUUGCAAUUGGAACACAUGAUUUGGAUACAAUCCAAGGUCCUUUUACGUAUAAUGCAAAAGCUCCUGAGGACAUUAAAUUCAUUCCCUUAAACCAAAGUAAAGAAAUGACCGCUACAGAACUCAUGGAGUUUUAUUCCACUCAUGCCCAACUCAAACAGUACUUGCCAAUUAUUCGAAGUUCUGCGGUUUAUCCGGUUAUAUAUGAUGCGAACGGUGUAGUUUUGUCUCUACCACCUGUGAUAAACGGUGAUCAUUCAAAAAUUUCUGUUAAUACAAGAAACGUAUUUAUAGAGUGCACCGCAACCGAUUUAACAAAGGCUAUUGUAGUUCUAGAUACAAUAGUGUGCAUGUUUUCAUCUCAUUGUGCUAAGCCAUUUACCGUUGAGCCAUGCAACGUUAUUUAUCCUAAUGGAGAAAUAUCAACUUUUCCAGAACUUAAUUAUCGAACCGAAAAAAUUUCACCAAAACAAGCAAACGGACGCAUUGGAAUUGAUCAAACACCUGAAGAAAUCGCUCAACUCCUAACGAAAAUGUAUUUGGAAACGGAACUUGAUGCUGAUAAAGAUCUUAUAGUUCAAAUUCCUCCAACGAGACAUGAUGUAAUUCAUGCUUGUGAUAUCUAUGAAGAUGUUGCGAUUGCAUAUGGAUAUAAUAAUAUCAAAAAAUCUUUACCGUCUUUUAUGCAUAUAGCUAAACAAUUUCCUUUGAAUAAAUUAACCGAUCAAUUGAGAGAACAUAUAGCACAGGCAGGUUUUACUGAAGGUUUGACAUUUACUUUGUGUUCCAGGGAUGAUAUCGCAACAAAAAUGAAUAAAAAAAUCGAAAAUAUUCCAGCUGUUCAUAUUUCAAAUCCAAAAACUUUAGAAUUUGAAGUAGUACGAACAACAUUGAUACCGGGAUUGUUGAAAACUCUUUCGGCCAAUAAAAAAAUGCCUUUGCCUUUAAAAUUAUUUGAAAUCACUGAUUGUGUAGUUACAGAUGAAGGGAGUGAGGUUGGUGCCAGAAAUGAACGUCGUCUUUGUGCUAUUAAUUGCAAUAAAUCUGCUGGAUUUGAAGUUGUGCACGGUUUAUUAGAUAGGGUAAUGCAACUAUUAGAAAUACCUUGGAAAAAAGAUAAUGGUUAUCAUUUGGAAGCAAGUGAAGAUCCAGCUUAUUUUCCUGGUCGAUGUGCUGAUAUUUUGUAUCGUAAUAUUGCGAUUGGUAAAAUUGGUGUACUUCACCCAACUGUCUUGCAUGCAUUUGAAUUGACUCAUCCAUGUUCAGUUGUCGAAAUUAAUAUUGAACCUUUUGUUUAAAAUUUAUAAAAAAGACAAAUUAAUGUAAUUUCAUAUUAAUUUAUUUCAAAUAUACAGUUAAUUUUGAAAACGA